This is a messenger RNA of Alosa alosa (allis shad), 1679 nucleotides long. It is a transcript of the gene ndufs8b, whose product is annotated as NADH:ubiquinone oxidoreductase core subunit S8b. The transcript is spliced from 7 exons. NCBI's taxonomy places the organism in Eukaryota, Metazoa, Chordata, Actinopteri, Clupeiformes, Clupeidae. The record is from RefSeq and is a predicted model, not a curated record. Gene Ontology annotation, cellular component: membrane. Gene Ontology annotation, biological process: mitochondrial electron transport, NADH to ubiquinone; mitochondrial respiratory chain complex I assembly. Gene Ontology annotation, molecular function: 4 iron, 4 sulfur cluster binding; NADH dehydrogenase activity. Bases 702 to 1334 code for a protein of 210 amino acids.
GACAUCACUAGUAGAGAGUGCGAGGCCAAGUAAUGUCAGGAAAAAUGUUUUAGUUAUUGAUCUAUGCACAACACAAAAAACAAACGUUCUGAUCAUCCGACAGUUUCAUGGGGUGCCAUAACCAACCAUUUUAAUAUCUUUGUGGGUGAUUGAGAGGUUAUGAUUUAUUUACCAGGCAAAAUGUAAGGCUUAAAUAGUACAGAACAAAGCUUUUCGUUUAAAAAAAUGUUGAAUUACCUGAUGUUCCUCUCCACUGUGCAGGAGUUAAGAGCAAAGAGUGACAGAAAGACACAGAGAUGAGAGGUGGAGGGAGGGACUUCCGUGCUUUCUGCAAGAGGGACUGAGGCUCAGGGAGCCUCAAAUGACACUACUCACUACAGUAGGCUAUAGUUGUCUUCAAGGGGCCAAGCAGUAGUCCAAGUUCAAGUAGCCUAUGUGAAAGGUCAGGUUGUGAUUGUUGUAUGGAAUCAUAUUGCUAUUUGCUGUUAUUUGAUGUAUUUAUAAUCUGAAUAAACCCUAAGCCUAUUAGAUACAAGUGUUGUUUAAAAGUUCUUUCUCGAAAACCAAAUAUUAGCCACAGGGAGCCGCGACUUCCUGUGUUGGUACAUGCGUGUGUGCACGAUUGGUCCUUGGUUCAGACGUCUUGCGCGGACAGACCGUUAACUUUCAGGACUGCGAUAAUCACGUGUCAUUUUGCCACAAUGUCCACUGCAUUGAGACUUCUCUAUUGUUCGUCUAGACCAGGCACUUUUGGAGUCAAUCCUGGCCUUGUCCGACCGUUCAGUCUGUCAGUCCAGAGAGAGGCAUUCAAGUAUGUAAAUGCACGGGAAGAGGCCACUGAUAUGAAGUCAAUAACAGACCGUGCUGCUCAGACACUGUUAUGGACUGAGCUCUUCAGAGGUUUAGGGAUGACAAUGAGUUACCUGUUCCGUGAGCCAGCUACUAUCAAUUACCCAUUUGAAAAAGGACCCCUGUCACCCCGUUUCCGUGGUGAGCAUGCUCUGCGCAGGUAUCCCAACGGAGAAGAGCGCUGCAUUGCCUGCAAACUUUGCGAAGCCAUCUGUCCUGCACAGGCCAUCACUAUUGAGGCUGAGACUCGUGCAGAUGGAAGCAGGAGGACAACCCGCUACGAUAUUGACAUGACCAAGUGCAUCUACUGUGGUUUCUGCCAGGAGGCUUGUCCUGUUGAUGCCAUUGUAGAGGGGCCUAAUUUUGAGUUCUCCACUGAGACUCAUGAGGAAUUGCUGUAUAACAAAGAGAAGCUGCUGAAUAAUGGUGAUCGCUGGGAAGCUGAGAUCGCCGCUAAUAUCGAGGCCGACUAUUUAUAUAGAUGAAUAACUUCAUGUUUUUACAUACACACACACACACACAUACACACACACACUUAAAACAUAUAGCCUAUGUUUCAGAUAGGCUACUGACAACACUAUGUUAACCAACUAUAAACCACACAAAUCUAUGUGUCAAAAUGUGUCAGAAUAAUAUAUUAAGCUAACACUGUAAGCAGUUAAAAAAUAGACUAAUCAAGUCCGCGCCAAUGUCAGUUAUACGCACAAUACUAUACUAAAGCUGAUAGAAUUCAGCAAAACUAUGGACACAUUUUGUCCGUAACAAUUGAAUAACAACUGAUAAAUGUAUGUAGAGUGACUUUGGAAAAUACAAUAAAGCUUUGAACAUAA